GGCCAGGGUGCUCCGGGCUCCUCGGCCAGAGCCAACUUGAUAGUGACUCGGGCCCACGCCCUAAGGGGUUAAACCUUUUCUCAUGUUACCGAGCGGUUUAUAAGAAGGCUCGGGAGGCCCAGCCUCCGCCUUAUUGGGAGCCUUUUUGGGGUUUAUUCUCUUCCCUUCUAACUUGGGCGGGUAGGAGGAGGACGAAAGCACUUAACAUUUGAACAUUUUGAAGAGGUUAAUCCGAAAAAUAUUCUGACAGUUGGGAGUGCUCGGGGCCACCGGGAUGACGCGCUCUCGAGCAGUUGCGGGCAGCUCAGAGUUGAAUGUCUCUGACUCUAGACAGAUGGGUUCUGGGAAAUACCUUAAAGGGUGGCCUGGCCUUUGAUCGUCCCCAACCCGGGGUGAAAGGACCUAGGCUGUGAGGAGAGUCCGGCUACCGUCUCAGACCCUCUGUGGAUUUUCCACAUGAAGUUGCCUGCGCGUCACCAGAACGAAAUGUCAGAGAGAUCAAGAAUGACCCAACAGAAUUCGAAGCUUUCUUCCCAAGCCAAUGUGUAUACCCAAGUGCCUGAUGGAGGAUGGGGCUGGGCAGUAGCUGUCUCUUUUUUCUUCAUUGAAGUCUUUACCUAUGGUAUCAUCAAGUCAUUUGGUGUCUUCUUUAAUGACUUAAUGGACAGUUUUGAUGAAUCCAACAGCAGGAUCUCAUGGAUAAUAUCAAUAUGUGUCUUUGUGUUAACAUUUACAGCUCCCCUCUCCACAGUCCUGAGCAACCACUUUGGACAUCGGCUGGUGGUGAUGGCAGGAGGGUUGCUUAUCAGCACGGGAAUGGUUGCUGCCUCCUUCUCCCAGAGAGUCUACCACAUGUACAUCUCCAUCGGGGUCAUCUCGGGUUUGGGGUACUGCUUUAGUUUCCUCCCGACCGUCACCAUUCUGUCACAGUACUUUGACAAAAGGCGUUCAGUAGUCACUGCGGUCGCUUCUACGGGAGAGUGCUUUGCUGUGUUUGCUUUUGCACCAGCCAUCACAGCUCUGAAGGAACACAUUGGCUGGCGGUACAGCCUCCUCUUCGUGGGCCUACUGCAACUGAACAUCAUGGUCUGUGGCGCCUUGCUAAGACCAAUCAUUAUCAAAGGACCAGAGUCACCAAAAACAGUCACCCAGGAACCCCGGAGAGAAGUGCAAUAUAUGCUUGAAAAUGAGAAAACAAGAACCUCAAUAGACUCCAUCGACUCAGGAGUAGAAUUAACUACCUCACCAAAAAAUGUGCCUAAUCAAGCUAAUACGGAGCAGGAAGCCAGAGCCGAACAGCACCAGACCCUGGUGGUUGGUCCCCAGCACAGCCGGAAGAAAACCCCGCUGUUAGACUUUUCCAUUUUGAAAGACAAAAGCUUCAUCUGUUACGCAUUGUUUGGCCUCUUCGCCACACUGGGCUUCUUUGCACCUUCCCUGUACAUCAUUCCCUUGGGUAUUAGUCUAGGCAUUGACCGCGACCGAGCUGCAUUUUUACUAUCUACGAUGGCCAUUGCUGAAGUGUUCGGAAGGAUCGGGGCUGGGUUUGUCCUCAACAGAGAGCCCAUUCGGAAGAUCUACAUUGAACUCAUAUGUGUCAUUUUACUGACCGUUUCUCUCUUCGCCUUCACCUUUGCUACUGAAUUCUGGGGUCUCAUGUUGUGUAGUGUGUUUUUUGGCACUAUGGUUGGGACCAUAGGAGGGACCCACAUCCCUCUGUUGGCCGAGGAUGACGUCGUUGGAAUCGAUAGGAUGUCAUCUGCAGCUGGAGUCUAUGUCUUCAUUCAGAGCAUUUCAGGGCUGGCAGGACCACCCUUGGCAGGCCUACUGGUAGACCAGAGCAAGAUCUACAGCAGGGCCUUCUACUCCUGUGCAGCAGGCAUGGCCAUGGCUGCUGUGUGCCUCGCCCUGGUAAGACCCUGUAAAAAGGGCCUGUGCCAGCAUCCUCAUUCAGGUGAAAACCACACAGACAGCCCUCACAGGGAGGCGUUACAGGACAUACCAGAAGACUUUCUGGAAAUGGAUCUUGGGAAAUGUGAGCACAGGGUUCAUAUGAAAGUGGAUCCAGUGUGACACAUUUUCAUGUCAUAGCUUCUUUGUUGCCUGGGAAAAGAGUCCCUGGGGCAGGUGCCGACCACUGGACCCCACCUUCAAAACUGAAUAAAGGGAAUGCAUGUGAAUAGCAGCACCAACACCUCCCCUUCUCUUAAGCCCCUUUUGCUUGCUCUGUAAGCCCAAACCAAAACAACCGAACACUUUUCUGUACAGGAAUCCAGCCCUAUUCAGUAGCAACACACAGAUAGGUGUAAGGACGCUGGUUCACACCCUGACACAAACAAUGCCAUGAACUGGCAAGUUGACGUUAAAAGUACUCAUGUGUGUAAAUUACUGUUUUAUAAAGUGACAUCUAGCCCAAGUCAUGGAAAUGAACUGGCCAUUCCAAAAAAAAAAAAAAA
Messenger RNA from Onychomys torridus (southern grasshopper mouse), 2456 nucleotides. RefSeq names its product solute carrier family 16 member 6 (gene Slc16a6). The transcript is spliced from 7 exons. Bases 457 to 2073 code for a protein of 538 amino acids. Gene Ontology annotation, molecular function: monocarboxylic acid transmembrane transporter activity. Gene Ontology annotation, biological process: monocarboxylic acid transport; transmembrane transport. The record is from RefSeq and is a predicted model, not a curated record. Lineage: Eukaryota; Metazoa; Chordata; Mammalia; Rodentia; Cricetidae.